This is a messenger RNA of Glycine soja, 949 nucleotides long. Its product is annotated as protein C2-DOMAIN ABA-RELATED 11-like. Bases 201 to 701 code for a protein of 166 amino acids. The transcript is spliced from 3 exons. The record is from RefSeq and is a predicted model, not a curated record. Lineage: Eukaryota; Viridiplantae; Streptophyta; Magnoliopsida; Fabales; Fabaceae.
UCAGAUGAACAUUUAACAGCAACAGAUCACUUAGUUGUUUGUUAUUUGUUAUUGUCUCUGCUUAAUUUCCUUUUGAUUGUUAUCUAUAUCCUAAAUAACCCUUUUUAAUUUCCAAAGAUCAUCACUUCACUUGGCGCUUGCUCCUACCAUUCAUUUCCCUUUGUUCAUUUGAUUUUGUGCUUCUUCAACAUCCGAGAACAAUGGAUGAACAGCUUAAGAUACUAAAAGUCAUUGUUGUGCAAGGGAAAAGAUUAGUGAUCCGGGAUUUCAAGAGCAGUGACCCUUAUGUUGUUGUCAAGCUGGGGAAUCAGACAGCAAAGACCAGGGUCAUUCGUUGUUGCCUGAAUCCUGUAUGGAAUGAAGAGCUGAAUUUCACUCUGACAGAACCUUUGGGAGUUCUCAAUUUGGAAGUAUUUGAUAAAGAUCUUUGGAAGGCUGAUGACAAGAUGGGAAAUAGUUACCUGAACCUUCAGCCAUUAAUCUCUGCAGCCAGAUUAAGAGAUAUUUUAAAGGUGUCCUCUGGUGAGACUACAUUGAGGAAGGUGACACCGGAUAGUGAAAAUUGUCUUGCCCGUGAAAGUAGCAUCAAUUGUGUUAAUGGCGAAGUGCUACAAAAUGUUUGGCUAAGGCUUCGUGGGGUCGAGUCUGGGGAGCUACAACUGACCAUCAAGUUGAUCACUUCUGCUGCUUCUCCAAAAUAGUGCCCUUAUCCUUUCUUUGAUUUCAUAAUAUUUUGCUGUUGAACUCCUCAUAGUCAUAGAUACCAAAUCUAAUUUUGUAGUUAAUUAGUUGGUGGUGAGCUAGAUCUCAAAGCCACUUGAAGCUGUAUAUUCAAAUGAAAAUGCUUUUGAUUCAUGGCUUCUUCUAAGUUGUGUUGUGUUUGUCUUCCCUUGUAUCACAUCAUCACAAAUUAAUAAAACAAGCCUUUUAUUUUAGCAAUUAACACUCA